Molecule: messenger RNA, 699 nt
Organism: Polyodon spathula (Mississippi paddlefish)
Lineage: Eukaryota; Metazoa; Chordata; Actinopteri; Acipenseriformes; Polyodontidae
Product: transmembrane protein 179-like
Exons: 4
Coding region: 1-699 (232 amino acids)
Source: RefSeq, a predicted model, not a curated record
AUGGCUCUCGAUAAUGAUCUCUUUGCCCAGUGUAUACUUUAUUUUUUGGCUUUUCUCUUUGGGUUUAUCGCCGUAGUUCCGUUAUCUGAAAACGGUGAUGAUUUCCAAAGGAAAUGUCUGCUAUUCACUCGGGGGAUGUGGCAGAACGAGAACAUCACAGUGGAGAAACAGAGGUUCAUUGUAGAGGAAUGGGGGCCAGAAUCUGCUUGUUGUUUCAGCACUUUCGUUGGGAUAGUGUCCCUCAUUGUAUCUGCAGUGCAGGCGUGGAGAAUACUAUUCUACCUCUGCAAGGGUCCCGAUGACUCUUUCUUUUAUGCCUUCGUAAAUCUGCUGGCGAGUUCCUUUGUGGUUUUUAUCGUCUUUGUUGCCAGCACAAUUGUCAGCGUGGGAUUUAACAUGUGGUGUGAUGCCAUCACUGAAAACGGAAGCAUGCCAAACAGCUGUGAGGAGCUACAGGAUACUGAUUUGGAACUACAUUUGGACAACUCCUCCUUUUAUGACCAGUUUGCCAUUGCACAGUUUGGACUGUGGGCUGCCUGGCUGACAUGGCUGGGAAUCACUAUACUGUCUUUCCUAAAAGUCUACCACAAUUACCAACAGGAAGACCUGCUGGACAGCCUGAUCCAUGAGAAGGAGCUUCUGCUGGGGAGGUCUUCCAGACGAGGAUCAGAUCUGGAUGACAAGAGUGGCAUGAUCUAA